Messenger RNA from Molossus molossus (Pallas's mastiff bat), 5681 nucleotides. It is a transcript of the gene ITGAL, whose product is annotated as integrin subunit alpha L. Gene Ontology annotation, biological process: cell adhesion mediated by integrin; integrin-mediated signaling pathway; cell-cell adhesion. Gene Ontology annotation, molecular function: integrin binding. Lineage: Eukaryota; Metazoa; Chordata; Mammalia; Chiroptera; Molossidae. Bases 153 to 3659 code for a protein of 1168 amino acids. Gene Ontology annotation, cellular component: integrin complex; external side of plasma membrane. The transcript has 31 exons. The record is from RefSeq and is a predicted model, not a curated record.
UUGUGUCAUCAGCCUGGUGCUUCUGUGAGAAAGUUCCACUGCAAGAGGCCCCAGAGCAUUACCAUUUCCCUCUUUCGCCCUGUCUGGGUUACCAGCAAAUCCCAAGGGUCCUUGGAGACAACCUUGGUCAGGUCCCGCCAACUGCUUGAAAGAUGAACUCAUGCAUCACUGUGAUGAGGCUGCUGCUGUCUGGGCCUUUUCUCUUUGCCCUGGCCUCCAGCUACAACCUGGACGUGCGGUAUGUGCAAAACUUGUCCUUCCCACACGCCGGGAGGCAUUUUGGGUACCGUGUCCUGCAGGUUGGAAACGGGGUUGUCGUGGGAGCUCCAGGCGAGGGGAGCAGCCCAGGAAGUCUCUAUCAGUGCCAGCCAGACACUGGGCGCUGCCUGCCAGUGAGCCUGAGUGGUUCCAACUACACUUCUAAGUACUUGGGAAUGACCUUGGCGACAGACCUCACAAAUGGAAACCUUUUGGCCUGUGACCCUGGGCUGUCUCGGACAUGUGAUCAGAAUAUCUACCUAAGUGGCCUGUGUUAUCUCUUCCACGAGAAUCUGAAGGGUCCUGUGCUGCAAGGGCGUCCUGGUUAUCAGGAAUGUCUAAAGGGCAACGUAGACCUGGUAUUUCUGUUUGAUGGCUCAAGGAGCUUGCAGAAACAUGAAUUUCAGAAAAUUGUGGACUUCAUGAAGGAUGUGAUGAAGAAACUCAGCAACACUUCCUACCAGUUUGCUGCUGUUCAAUUUUCCACGACCUACAAAACAGAAUUUAAUUUCUUGGAUUAUGUUAAACUGAAGAACCCUGAUUUUCUACUGGGCAAAGUAAAACACAUGGGCCUGCUGACCAACACCUUCGGUGCCAUAAACUAUGUCGCGACCCAGGUAUUCCGGCAGGACCUUGGGGCCCGGCCAGAUGCCACCAAAGUGCUUAUCAUCAUCACUGACGGGGAAGCCACUGACAGUGGCAACAUUGCCGUGGCCAAUGACAUCAUCCGCUACAUCAUUGGGGUCGGAAAGCACUUUGCGACCAAGAAAAGUCAGGAGACACUCCAUGAAUUUGCCUCAAAACCUGCAAAAGAGUUUGUAAAAAUUCUGGACACAUUUGAGAAGCUCAAAAAUCUGUUUACUGAGCUGCAAAAGAAGAUCUAUGUCAUUGAGGGCACAAGCAAGCAGGACCUGACAUCCUUCAACAUGGAGCUGUCCUCCAGUGGGAUCAGCGCUGACCUCAGCGGGGGCCAUGGCAUCGUGGGGGCAGUUGGAGCCAAGGACUGGGCUGGGGGCUUUCUAGACCUGAAGGCAGACCUGCAGGAUGAUACGUUCGUGGGGAAUGAACCACUGACACCAGAAGUGAGAGCAGGAUAUCUGGGUUACACAGUGACCUGGCUGCCCUCCCGAGGUCUCACAUCGCUGCUGGCAGCCGGAGCCCCUCGAUACCAGCAUGUGGGGCGGGUGCUGUUGUUCCAAGAGUCAAGGGACAAAAGACAAUGGAGCCAGAUCCAGAUAAUAAAUGGGACCCAGAUUGGCUCUUAUUUCGGUGGUGAGCUGUGUGGCAUUGACAUGAACCAAGAUGGGGAAACAGAGCUGCUGCUGAUUGGAGCCCCCUUGUUCUAUGGAGAGCAGAGAGGAGGCCGGGUGUUUAUGUACCAGAGAAAGCAGCUGGGGUUCGAAAUGGUCUCAGAACUGCAGGGGGAUCCUGGAUACCCCCUUGGGCGAUUUGGAGCGGUCAUCACUGCCCUGGCAGACAUCAAUGGCGAUGGGCUGGUGGACGUGGCUGUGGGAGCCCCUCUAGAGGAGCAGGGGGCUGUGUACAUCUUCAAUGGGCAGCCUGGUGGGCUGAGCCCCCAGCCAAGUCAGCGGAUAGAAGGGACCCAGGUGUUGCCAGGAAUUCAGUGGUUUGGACGCUCCAUCCAUGGGGUGAAGGACCUUGGAGUGGACGGCCUGGCAGAUGUGGCUGUGGGGGCUGAGGGUCAGGUGAUCGUGCUGAGCUCACGGCCUGUGGUCGACGUCAUCACUCUGAUGUCCUUCUCCCCGGCCGAGAUCCCAGUGCAUGAAGUAGAGUGCUCCCACUCAACCAUCAACAAGAAGAAGGAAGGAGUUAACAUCACAGUCUGUUUCCAGGUCAAGCCUCUCACCCUCCAGUUUCAAGGACUCCUGGUUACCAACAUCACUUACACUCUGCAGCUGGAUGGCCAUCGAACAAGAAGCCGGGGACUGUUUCCAGGAGGGAGACACGAACUCAGCGGGAGCACAGCUGUUACCAUAGACAAGUCCUGCACUAAGUUCUGGUUCCACUUCCCGGUGUGCAUUCAGGAUCUCAUCUCUCCCAUCAAUGUCUCUCUAAAUUUCUCUCUCCUGGAGGAAGAAGGGACACCAGGAGACCAAUGGGCGGGCAAGGACAUGCAGCCCAUCCUGAGACCCUCGCCGCACUCAGAGACCAAGGAGAUCCCUUUUGAGAAGAACUGUGGAGAGGACAAGAAAUGUGAGGCAAACCUGGGGCUGUCCUUCUCCCCGGCAAGGUCCAGAGUCCUGCAUCUGACCCCCUCUGCCAGCCUCUCCAUGGAGCUGACACUGAGUAACUCGGGAGAAGACGCUUACUGGGUCCAGCUCAGCCUGACUUUCCCCUGGGGACUCUCCUUCCGCAAAGUGGAGAUGCUCAAGCCCCACAGCCAGGUACCUGUGAGCUGCGAGGAGCUUCCUGAGGUGCCCCAACUUCUGACCAGGAGCCUCUCUUGCAACGUGAGCUCUCCCAUCUUUAAAGCAGGCAGCUCGGUUGUUAUCCAGGUGAUGUUUUACACACUGCUGAAUAGCUCCUGGGGGGACUUCGUCAAUCUACACGCCAAUGUGAGCUGUGACAACGAGGACUCGGGCCUCCUGGAGGACAACUCGGCCACCACCAGUGUUCCAGUCCUGUACCCCAUCCACAUCCUCACCCAAGACCUGGAAAACUCCACAUUCUACAUAAGUUUCACCCCCAGGGGUGCCAAGGUCCACCAUGUCAAGCACAUCUACCAGGCGAAAAUUCAGCUGUCUGUCCAUGACCACAACAAGCCCCCGCUGGAGGCCUUGAUUGGGGUACCUGCAUUCCACAGUGAGGGGCUCAUUACUCAAGAGUGGAUUGUGCAGACGGAGCCUCCUGUCGCCUGCAACUCUGAGAAUCUGGAAAGGCCGCCCAAUGUGGCUGAGCAGCCUUGUUUGCCUGGAGUCCAGAUCCGCUGCCCAAUGGCCUUCCAGGAGGAGAUCCUCGUCCAAGUGGUCGGGACUGUGGAGCUGGUGGGGGAGAUCAAGGCCUCGUCCAUGUUCAGCCUCUGCAGCUCCCUCUCCAUCUCCUUCCAAAGCAGCAAGCACUUCCACCUCUAUGGCAGCAACGCCUCCCUGGCCCAGGUCGUCAUGAAGGUUGACGUUGUAUAUGAGAAGAAUAUGCUCUAUCUCUACGUGCUCAGCGGCAUCGGGGGGCUGUUGUUGCUGCUGCUGAUUUUCCUGGUGCUCUACAAGGUUGGCUUCUUCAAACGGAACCUGAAGGAGAAGAUGGAGGCUACAGCCGAUGCCUCCGAUGGAAUCCCUGGAGAAGACUCUGGGAAGCUGGCGUCUGAGGAGGAGGCCGUGGAUCCGAGCCGCGUGGAUCUCCUUCAAAAGGAGGAGGCCCAGGAUGGAGGCGGCGCAUACUGAAGCCCGGCCUGAGGCAGAGGGCCCAGGAUUGGACUUGGGAAGCCUGGUGCCAGUCUGCCUCUACCUGCCCGCCACUCUGUGUCCCCUGGCAAGUCACUGCCCCUCUCUAAGCUCCAGUUUUUCGGUCUUGAACAUGGAGCUCACUCCUGCCUGCCUCCUUUGCAGGCUCAUGGUGAGGAUUCACCGAGGGAUGGGACAAGAAGGCUACCAAGGUGAGGCCCUGUAAUUAUCAGAUAGUCCUGGCUUCUACCAGCCUCUUAGUUUCCUCCCCUAGAAGAAAAUGUGUGAUCUAAAUUUGGAGAAACUGUAGUCCCAGGAUCUAGUGACAUUCCCAGGCCUUACACCCACCUGCCCUUGGAGAUCCACAGAAGCCCCAGACUCCCAGAACUUUGCCCUGCACUGUCUCUGCACGGAGUCCAGCCCACUUUCCAUUCUGCUGCCAGAGCAGAUGCGAUGUGUCACUACAUUGCUGCUGCAGACUCCUUGCUCUUUAGCUAAAGACCAAAUUCCUUAAUGUGUCUCCCCAAAUCUGCAAAAUACUCUUACUAUGCCAAUGCCGGAUUGGGCCCUGCUGCCUUCCUGGCCUCCUGUAGAGACAUCCCACCUCCCUUCUAAGCUCCAGUUACACAGGCCUUUCUCACCUGCCAAGCUUUGUCCUGUCCCACUGCCUUCACCCGGACUGCUUUCUCUGCCUGGAACAUUCCUCCCUCUUCCUGGCUAACUCUCAUCGGUCUUCAGAUCUCAGCUCAUACAUCACUUCCUCGGGCAGCUCCCCAUGCCCACCAUUUGGGUUCCCAAAUUACGCAUGCUUACACUAGCGUGCGACUACCCAUCACAGCAGGGAUAUGUGUUCAUUGUUAAAUGGUUUACUUCAUAUCAGUAUCUUAAAUUAAACAAGUGAACUUCAUAGGUGGGGACCAUACCUUGGGGUCCCUGAUGGUAUCACAGAGCCAGAUACAUAGUUGGUGCUUGACGUGAUUUCACUCAAUUAAUGAGGGAGUCAUUGGGAAGAUGGAAAAAAAAGUUUGGGUGGGUCCAUGGCAUCCCAUUCUUAAAGGCUCAGUCUUCCCCAGGCGCCUGCUCCCUCACUCCACGGUCCCCUCCAGGACUCCAUCACACCCCCACUGUGGUCCCCACUGUGAGACUCUGAGCUCAAGGGUGGGGACCAUGUCCAUUCACCUGGCUCUCAGUGCUAAGCACACUGCCUGUGUAUAGUUAUCCAAUUAAUGUGAAAUUCUUUCCAAUUUUGAGAUGUUUCUGUGCUGGUGCAACAUUCCAGCCUGGCUCAAUUAAAUGAACAUUUUCUUCUCGACACUUUCACUAUGUGGGACCCAAACAGUAGCUCUCAUUUCUCUUUUCCUUUCUCUUCUCUCUCUCUCUUCUGGGGUCCCAAGACUGACCUGCACCUGCUAUUGUGGGCUAGUUCAAAAAAGAAGCAGGGAGAGAAACACAGGAAGUGAGGAAAGGUUAAGGAAGCAUUGACAAUUUGCUAAGAUGUGAGGGUAGACUCUCCCUAGCCCUCCCCCCUUUUUAAAACCCUGAGGCUCCCUCCUUUAGAAGGGACAGAGGAACCAGUCACUACUGCCCUCUUGUGGUCCAUUUUAACUAUCAGGAAUAUCACAGACCUACUAAAAGUACGUAAAGUGUAGGUCUCGAGAAGCCUGUCAGGUUGUGUUCAUUUAUGCGGUAUUUCUUGAGUGCUUUGUGUCAUACUCUGUUCUGUGCUCUGACAACAUGGGAUGAACAUGACAGACAAGUUCCUGCCCUCGGGAAGCUUCACUCCAGUGAGAAAACAGUAAACAAGUAGAAAUGAGAUUCCAGGUAGUGAUAGGGCUGUGAAGAAAAUAAAGCAAGAUAAUGGGUUAGACAGUGAUGGAGAAGGUCCCUUUAGAUAGGUGGUCAGGAAAGUCUCUCUAAGGAGGUGAUAGUCCAGCUGGUGUAGCUCAGUGUUUGAGUGUCGACCAAGAGGUCUCUGGUUUGAUUCCCUGUCAGGACACAUGCCCAGGUUUCUACCUCAAUCCC